AUUAGGAAAAAGGGAAUUACAAAUUGCAAUACCGAUGAAGUCAUAUUGCAAUUACAACAAAAGGAUCAGAUCGAAACUCAAAACAGUUUAUUUAUUUUUUUUAAGAAAUCAAGCCGAACAAACCUUAUCCCUAACACAUUGGCCCUCCCGUCCUUUUCAUUUCACUUUCUUCACUCGGAGCCGUUUUCUUCCUUCAGCCCAUCGUUUCUUAGUCACUGGAUUGAAUGUGCCAAAGCGGCGAAAGAAUUAGAUUCUUCCAGAAAAUUAUUACACUUAAGCUAAUCUAGGUUUUACGACUAGGAAUUCAAUCGAACUCAUCCACGUGUCCAAAGUUUAGCCUCUGAUAUUAGGAUGACGUCAGCAACCACGACUCCAUUUUUACUUCCCGCCCACGGCAACCGCUGAUUAUUAUCCUUCCGAUUCUUGUCUUCUAUUUUCCUUCUCUUGCUUCUUGUAUUUAGCCCAACAAUGCGAGGUCUAGCCCAACCCCGAAUUUCAGUUAAAAAGAGUGCAAGUGAGUAAACCGUUUCGAUUUCUUUCUCCAAAUCUUGAUUCCCUUGGCCGGAAUGUUAAAUCUCAGACGCUGGGUUUUCUUAUACAUAGUAACGGUCGUCGUAGCAGCGGCGCAGCCAACCGCGCCACCAAGGGGAGACUCGUACGGGCUUUACUCUCACUUCGACCCCUCAAUGGCUAUCGUCGUUAUGGUCCUCGUCUGCGCUUUCUUCUUCGUUGGCUUCCUCUCCAUUUACAUCCGCCAGUGUAACGAAUCCAACGCCAUUGCCACCGCGUCCGCCGUCGCUGCAGCUUCCUCUGGCGAAAGGUCUCGGCGGAAAGGUCUUGAUUCGGCCGUGAUUGAGAGUUUCCCGGUCUUUAUAUAUUCUUGCGUGAAGGACCUUAAAAUGGGGAAAGGAGCGUUGGAAUGCGCAGUUUGUUUAAGCGAGUUCGAAGACGACGAAGCGCUGCGUUUGAUACCGAAAUGCAGUCACGUGUUUCAUCCCGAUUGUAUCGACGCUUGGUUGGAAUACCAUGUGACUUGUCCCGUUUGUCGAGCUAAACUCACUCCCGAUUCCGAUGGGAAACCAGUAGAGUCAAGCUCAAAUGUCACUGAGUUGAACUCGAAUAAUAAUGAGUGGUCGAGUCCUCCAACAACUCAACGAGUUGAAGAACAAAAUGAGUUCGUCAUUGACGUGAAUGAAGAACCCCGACCGCGAGGGAAAAUAACGGGGAAGUUUCCACGAUCGCACUCGACGGGUCACUCACUGAUUCAGCCAGGGGAGAACGUGGAAAGGUAUACCUUGAGAUUGCCAGAGGAAAUUAAGAAGCAAAUUGCGAAAAGCGGGAGGUUGAAGCGGACGAGGAGUUACGACGUCUUGUUGGGAAGGGAAGGUAGUUCUAGGAAAGGCGAAGGAAGUAGUAGAGGGAAGAGUUAUAUUGAUAGGCGGGUGCUUUUAAGGACUCCGCCGUUUGUUUCGAGGAUGGGUUCCGUUAAGCCUCAGAAAGGUGGCGCUGGAGAUGGAGAUGGGUCGAAUUCAUGGAGAGGGUUGACGUCCGUUAAAGGGAAGUUAAGUUGUCUUAACUUGAAGGUUGAACAAAUUGACAGCGACGAAUCCUCGGCUCGGCCGCCGGUAUAACUGUUGUUCAGUCUGUGUAUUACUGUAAUUAUAAAAUUAAAGUAGUUUAGGGUUUUGGUUUUUUAGUUUAAUUCUCUUUUUGGAUAAUCACAGCUCCAUCAAAACUAAUGAGAAAAUUAAUUUGGGAAAGAAUGGAUUAACAAAUACUAUGGUAAUCCUGAUUUAUCCCAUUUUAAUCUUGCUUAAUAGUAUUGUUUUGAUUUUCCUUUUUUUUUUUUGGGUGGAACCCUUUUGAACGGAAUCUUCAUCUGAAUGGGGUUCGAUUGGAAUGUGGAAGUGGGGGUAAAGAAAUUUAGGCGAGGAUCUUUCAUAUUA
Messenger RNA from Theobroma cacao (cacao), 1946 nucleotides. The record is from RefSeq and is a predicted model, not a curated record. Lineage: Eukaryota; Viridiplantae; Streptophyta; Magnoliopsida; Malvales; Malvaceae.